Molecule: messenger RNA, 698 nt
Organism: Ylistrum balloti
Lineage: Eukaryota; Metazoa; Mollusca; Bivalvia; Pectinida; Pectinidae
Product: protein sidekick-1-like
Exons: 7
Coding region: 147-698 (183 amino acids)
Molecular function (GO): protein binding
Source: RefSeq, a predicted model, not a curated record
AGAAGGACCUAAAGCCAUACAGGAACUAUACAUAUCAGAUAGCAGCUGUGACAGUGGCUGGUACUGGGGAGUACACCGAUGAACAAAUCGUCACAACAUUAACUGAUAUUCCACAUCCACCACGUAAUGUCACGGUUCCUACAAAGAUGGCUACCAGUGUUAGCGUUAAGUGGACAAGUCCAGAUUUAAAAACCGGACCUACCAGUUACACGGCCACGGCAAUAGAUGUACGAACAAACAGAAAUAUAUCAUCUUGUGGAACCCAUGGUUUCGACAAAACUGAAUGUACCAUAAAACACCUUAAGGAAUACUGGAACUACACCAUUUUCGUGCUAUCCUCCACAGUGAACGGAUCAACCAAUAGUACUCCAGUGUCCAUCACAACUGACCAAUCAGUACCCGGAAAAGUGACAGGUCUGUCUGUCAGUGCUCAGGAAAACGUAAUCAAGCCACGUACAGUCAACGUAACCUGUCAACCACCAGUAAUGAUGGAACUAAAUGGUAUAAUCACCGGGUACAUACUUACCUGGGGAUACUAUACGAUGAUUAAGAAUUCGAGUUCAUCGUGUCAUUGGUUCCUUGAUGUCGAUCCAGAAAAGACAUAUACAUUCACAGUCGUGGCAAGGACGAUAAAGGGACCUGGUAAAAACGCUUCGACAACGCUUUUUAUACCCGCAGGAGCAAAUUUGGUGACAUGA